Messenger RNA from Astyanax mexicanus (Mexican tetra), 4948 nucleotides. It is a transcript of the gene rnf17, whose product is annotated as ring finger protein 17. The transcript has 37 exons. Bases 45 to 4724 code for a protein of 1559 amino acids. The record is from RefSeq and is a predicted model, not a curated record. NCBI's taxonomy places the organism in Eukaryota, Metazoa, Chordata, Actinopteri, Characiformes, Acestrorhamphidae.
GCUUAGCUGGUGAAGAACGGUGAAGAAGCAGGAGCAGGAGAAAGAUGUCGGACUCGGCGGUGACCUGUAAUAACUGCGGCUUGCCGUACACUUUACCUGAAGAUGAUGAAGUGGUGGGAAAUGUCCCCCAUGUGCUGCUGUGUGGUCACAUUUUCUGCACAGUGUGCCUGCUGGAAUCUCCACGUGGGUUCAUCACCUGCCACGAGUGCAAGAUGGUUACAAAUGUUGGUGAGGAAGGAGUGGAUGGGCUGCAGGUGGACAGCAGGAUUAUUGGACUUAUCUACACUGCAAGGAUGAACACCAAGAAAAGACAAGGAGACAAGCUGAGAGCUCGUAAAUUUAGGAGUCCAUCUGCAUCGCCACCUGCCCGAACUGAGCAUCCGAACACUGAAGUGGGUCCAGACAUGUUGAAGGUUCUAGAUGAAGCUCUUUGUAAAGCAACAGAAAACCUUAAUACCCUGGACAACCUGCACCAGACUCUCACUUCAGGUAUUCAUGCUCAGCUAAAGAAGGAGAGAUCUCGUAUCACAAAGGAGAUUGAAGACUGCACAGAAAAGGCUAUUGGCAUGCUGCACAAAAGGCGCAGUGUAUUGAUGUCUGAACUGAGUUCUUUGGAGCAGCUGUUUUCAGAUGGUCGGGAAGAGUGUCAGAAACUGGAGGAGAGGCGGAAGGAGAUGCGCAUGGCCAUCCAGAAAGCGAAACAUGUUCGCCAAGUCCCUUCACUUGGGACUUACUGCCAUCUAGACAAGGUUCUGGAGACUCUGGAGACUCCAGUGGAUGUGGGAUCAUAUGAUAUGUCCAGCCUGACUUUAUGUUCCAAACUCAGAUGUGUUCUUCAUGUGGACAUUCUGACUGAAAGUUUGAGCAAAUUUCUGUAUCUCAUGGAUGGUGAUGUUAAGCUGGUGUCGUCAGUUCCUGCACCAGAAGAGCGGGCAGGUACACCAGCAGUGAAAAGUAGAUGGGAGAAAUCAGGGGAGCGGAGAGGAGGCCGGUCACGGGGGAGAGCCCGGGACAGCAUGCUGAGCCUGCCCGCCCCAGCCUCAGAUCAAAAACAGAACAGCCCCAAUGUCAUUAUAGAGGAAAUCAUAGAGGAAUCGGACAGCGGAACAGAAAGAGAAGGAAUGGUCUUGGACUCCAAGCGCUUACAGCGGCAGAAGGUGCCGAGAAGAAGCCGUAAGGCACAAAAGGACAGGACACCUCUUCUACAAUGCAAAGCGCUACAGGAGUGGGUCGUUUUAACCCACGUGGUCAACCCAACACAUUUCUACGUACGACUCGUAUCGGAGCACAAAGCUGGAGUUGCGCUGACCAAAAAGGUUAACAAGUUGUGCUUUGAAGAACACAGACGUUUCAUGGACAAAGAUGAAAUCAAAACAGGCAUGCUGGUGUUUGUGAGGUGGAAAGAUGAUUGGUGUAGGGCAAAGGUGUGUGAGCUGUUCCAGAAGGGCUGUCUGGAGUGUGUGACUCAGUGCUGUGCAGCUGAGAUUGCUCGACUCCAAGUGUUCUUCCAGGACCAUGGUUUCACGAAGGGUCUCACCUUCUCAGAUGAAGGAGGUCUGAGAGGGCUAAACGAGUGUUUGCGGAAAGUUGACAGUGAUGCCCAAUUUGAGCUGCAUCACUGGGCUCCUCAGGCCAUUAGGUGUUCCCUCAGAGACAUCAUCCCCUCAGACCUGGUGAAAGGCUGGAGUGCUGAGGCACGUGACGAGAUGAGGCGUGUGAUUGGCUCUGGUGCUGUUGAGAUGCAGGUGUUCAGUGAGGAUAGAGACACCCUGCUGGUGGAUCUGAAGAAGGCGUCUGUGGACGACAUUCUGCUUUCUCUGAGAGAACAUCUUGUGUUCAUGGAGCUGGCCAGGUUUUAUUCCCCUCAGGUGGCCCCCAGUGGCAGUAAACCACUACAGUUUUAUCCACCUGUGCACCCCAAACUAAACCUAGAGCUGCAUGCUGUGGUUUCCUAUGUGAACACGCCAUCAGACUUCUACGUACAGCUGGUGGACAGUAUGGAGUUCUUGCUGCUGAAUUCUAAACUGCAGGACUGUUAUGGGCCUCCAGGGAGCGCGACUGAGUUGCAGAUUUAUUGCCCUUGUUUGGGUCAGGCCUGCGUUGCCCUCUGCGAAAAAAACAAGGACUGGUGCAGGGCUGAAGUUACAGGUUUUCCUGGUGGACGGAUGGUGGAGGUCCAGUACGUCGAUUUUGGCAACAAAAAAACUGUGUCUAUUAAUGACCUUCGACAGAUAAAGGAUGAGUUCUUUGCAUUACCUGCCAUGGCAUUGUGGUGUUCUCUGGUAGAUGUCACGAGUGUGGGAGACUCUUGGAGUGAAGAAAGCAUUGAAGUGUUCCGAAAAAUGACGGAACAGAAUUUGGUCACUCUAGUGGUAUCAAAGCUUGUGCCCCAUUCCAAAGUGUUGCCUGUUCGUCUUUAUGAGGUCAGCAAGUGUUUCACUGAGCCUGCAGUCAGCAUUGGAGAAAUACUGGUUAAAAGAGGACUUGCAUCUUUGGUCACCAAACAAGUCCAGCUGAAGGAAACUCCCCUCCCGGAUACUGCUGUGUGGGAUCCCCCACUCAGUGAGGAGCAUAAAUCUCCAGAUGAGCCGCUGCCGCCACCUCCACCUCCUACUGUUGAGCCUCCAGAGCUGCAAGUAACCUUGAAUCUGCCAGCCUGCCUUAAGGACCUGAGAGUGAGAGUCACCCACGUGACCUCACCUGGACACAUCUGUGUGCAGCUAUUGCAAUUUGAUAACCAACUGAAGAGGGUUCAUGACCUAAUGAACAGAGGAUAUUUAAAGUCGGAUCAGCAGGAAGUGGACUGGAAGGUGGAGAUGUCCUGUGCUGCUAAUGUUAAUGGAGUGUGGGAGAGGGGAAAGGUGUGCAGUGUGUCCACCAGCAACAUUUCAGAGGUGCUGCGCUGUGACUUUGGUAACACGGUUAAGCUCCACAUCAGUAACCUGAGACCUUUGCUGCCUGAGCUGGUCGGCUCCUUACUGCUGGAGUGUUGCCUCAGUGAUAUAAGGCCAGCUGGUGGUCGCUCCACGUGGACAGCUACAGCUUGUGAUUUCAUCUCCUACUACCUUACUGGAGCCACAGCUGUAAUGACCAUUAAGGACGCCUCAGCUCGGCCAGCACCAGUGUCUCUGUUCUGCUCCAACCGAUCAGGCCAAGAUGUCAGCAUUGCAGACUUUCUCAUCAGUGAAGGACUCGCUCUGAGAGAGAGAACUGUCAAAGUUCCUCCCACACCCAAACCACCCUCUGCUGUGUGUGAGGAACAAGGUGCGGUGUCAGGAGAAUCUGUGUUGUGGCGGGAUGAGUGUGUACCAGGUCUGGAGGAGGCUGUGUGUGAGAAGAGCAGUGUAAAGAAUGAAACACCCUUAUGCUCCUAUUCACCUAGACCUGCCCCCCUCACCACCCCUUCCCCAGAGAAGGUGAAAACCCAGGCCUACCUGCCUCCCGAGUUUCCACCCUGCGGCCACACACGCAUGAGCAUCUCUGCUGUUUCUGAUGAUGGAGUUAUCUACGCCAUGACCCCACAGGCCGAGUGUGAGUUUGAACGCUUGAAGGAUUGUCUACAGCAGCACAUUAAGACGCUCCCCCGACAGAGGCAUUACAACUGGAAGAGUGUGCUUGGCUGUGCCGUCAUGGGCUCGGACAUGCUCUGGUACAGAGGGCAGGUCCAGGAGGUCAUUGGAGGCCAUGUGAAAGUGCAAUAUGUGGAUCAGGGGAUUGUGGAAAAUAUCCCAGUAUGCCAUGUAUAUCCGGUGGUGCUGUGUGAGAACAUUCCUCAGCUCUCUGUGCCUUGUCAGUUAAAUGGUGUCAUUCCGGUUGGAGGUUCGUGGCAGUGGGACGCAGUGGCACUCAUGAAAGAACUUCUGCUUGGUCGCUCAGUCAGCGUUCAGAUCAUGGAGCUGCCAGAGAAUCUGCAUGGUUUGGUUACUGUAGAGAUAAUACUGGAUGGGAUGGCACUGAGCAGAAUCAUGGUGAACCACCAGCAUGCCUCCUUCGACCCAUCCAUUAGCGUCCCUGAGGAUUAUGUGGUGAAACCUCCAGUGCCUGACUUGGAUGACUGGGAUUUAAACACAAAGGGCUUGGAGGAGCUUCAGCCUGUUUUAGGCGUGUUCACCAACCCCACCCUUCCGGAUAAAGGGAAACAGUUUAGAGUCAAGGUCAAGCAUCUCCGUACCCCUAACGAGGUGUUUCUAAGUUUGGUGGAUAUGCCGAUGUGUGAUCAGAAACAGGAGACUCUGCAGGAAGCCUUAGAACAAGUCAACAAGGACAUUGACUCUCUUCCACAGCUGACCGACUUCCCCAUGGAGGGUCCGUGUCUGGCUGAAUAUAGUGAUGGUUUGUAUUACCGUGCAAAGCUGCUUGGUUUUACAGAACUUAACCCCAGCAUUAAAAUUCUUGUGAGGCAUGUGGACUACGGCUCAGACGACAUCCUGCCACCAUGCAAAUUGCGCUGUCUGCCCCCCUCGCUUCUACAGUUCCCCUGUGAGGCAGUGUGUGUUCGGUUGGCGGGUUUCAAGCCCCCGCAUGUGUGUGUGGAGGUGGAGCGCAUUUCCUACCGGCCUGAGUGGAGCAUGAAGUCCAUGUUGGAGAUGAUUGACCUGUUGCAUGGCAACCUCAGCGCUGUGGUUACAGGUGUAGAGCCACAGCUGACAGUGGUCCUGUACAGAGCUGAUAAAACGCUGGUGCAUGUUCCUCUUGUGGAGAAAGGCCUCGCCGACUACGAGUAAUAAGUUUGUUUUCAAGUACCAGAAGACAGCAGUUUUUAUGUUUGUGCUGUUAGAACAAUAACAUUAUGUUGAUGUUGGAAGAUUUACUUAAACAAGUUAUUUUUUCUGUUUUAAAUCCUGAAAAGCAGUUGUUUUUUUUUGUCACUGCUGUACCUGUGUUCAUGUUAACGUUCAUCCGGCUUGAUUGUGUGAUUGAAUGAGUAAAUCUGUGCUCUUAAAACUCU